Molecule: messenger RNA, 3648 nt
Organism: Pochonia chlamydosporia 170
Lineage: Eukaryota; Fungi; Ascomycota; Sordariomycetes; Hypocreales; Clavicipitaceae
Product: ankyrin repeats (3 copies) domain-containing protein
Exons: 5
Coding region: 1-3648 (1215 amino acids)
Molecular function (GO): protein binding
Source: RefSeq, a predicted model, not a curated record
AUGGAUCCCGUGUCGUUCGCUUCCGCUGCCGCCAGCUUGUUAGGCGUUACAGUUCAGAUUACCGGGUCCCUCUACGGGCAGUGGGAUUACUCAAGCCCGUUGUUGGCUGAGCGUCUAAUCUAUGAACUUUCACAGCUUCGAAACGUCCUACAAUCUCUUGAAUUAACGGCUUUAUCCUUGACGCAGCCGAUUAUUGUCUCCAAGGAUUUGCUUAUUUGCCUUCAUGACAUAAAAGACGCCCUCGUCUCUUUGGGAUCCGAGCUGCUAGCGUCAGACUCUUCUCAGGUGUUCCGCUUUCAACGUUAUGAUCUGCCAUGGAACUCAUUUGGUACUCCGGGGCUAUCACGGCCUACCAAACUUCCGUUCACACCUUCCGCAGGUCUUGCCCACGUGCAUACCCUCCAUUCUUAUCUUGUGAGGUUGAGAGUAUUGAAAGGUCCGUCUGCCUCUCGUCAGAGACGCUGGCCCCCGAAACAUACGGUAGAUCCGACAGGGACAUUGUGGCAGAACUGUGCAGAGUAUAUCGAAACUCAUCAAUCGGCCCGCCAAACUCGCUUGGAAAACACUGGGAUAUGGUUCAUUGCACAUGCAACUUUCCGUAGAUGGCUCGUGGGAGCAAGUGCAAGCAACAUUCUCUUUUGCCCGGGAAAGCCUGGCUCAGGAAAGACCCUUUUAACGGCCUUGGCAAUUGACCGAGUACGAAGAUGGCAGCAAAGGAGAAGGUCCUCGAACACGGGUCUGGCUUACUUUUAUUUUAGCUAUAGGAAGCCUAGCCCAAUACCCAAAGUUGUAUUGUCGCUACUGCAUCAACUUCAUUUGCAAUCCUUGUCACCAGUUGAUGAAUUGACUGAGCUUGAAGGCCACGCUGCAAAAUGCGAGCAUGUUUCGUUCACGACCGUCAUGUCUGCGCUUAUGGCCGUUACAAGACGAUUUGCAACUACUUAUAUCGUUCUUGACGCCUUGGAUGAAUACGAGGCCGACGUUAAGCAGGAUUUGCUGCGUCUCCUGACGUCGAUAAAAGACUCGCCAAUCCGACUACUUGCGUUCUCUAGACCUGACCAGACGUUCAACAUCUUGGACUCUAGUCCAAAGCUUGAAAUUUUCACUCCAAAAGAAGACGUUGAACAUUACUGCACUGUCAAGUUGCGACGUUCACGUAUACUGGUUAGCCAUCAGGACUUACUGGACAAGGUUAUAUCUGCUCUUGUGGAUGGCAGCGAGCGGCUUGGCAUAUUCUUACCUGUUGUCUUACAAAUUGACGCUAUCCUGCAGAAAACCAGCAGGAGACAAAUAGAAGACCAAUUAGAGCAGCUUCCACAAAACCUACAGGCGGCUUACCAAGAUAGCCUAACCCAGAUAAAAAUACAGAAACCUCGCCUCGCAGAAUUAGCAAAACUCACUAUUACCUGGUUAUUCUACUCUCAGAGACCGCUUGAAAUGGCCGAACUUCUCGAGGUCCUCAGGUUCUUGGAUCCAGUCACUUCAGACAUCACUGCUCCCCUCAUCAUGGAAGCAUGCAUGACACUGGUACAGGCCGGGGAAACUAUAGCUUUUACGCACUCCUCCGUCAAAGAAUUUCUCGAAUCUACACGUGACGCUAUAUGGGAUGAGUCUUUUGUCGCAGCCCAAUACUGGGCUAUUCACCCACCGCUCGUUGAAACAGAAGCGACAAACGAAGUGGAUGAGUGGGAGAGACCUCCCCUCCAUCUGGCUGCUGCCAAUGGCUUCAUCGACUGCGUCACACUCCUUUUAACAAAGGAAUCACAAUGCCGGCAAGAUUUCUACGGAAGGACGGUGUGGCACCAUGCGGCGAUGAGCGGAAAUCCAGAGACUAUGCGCUGCUUGAUCGCGUUCAACUCUGGGAACUCAAAGUCCUGUCCACAUUCCUCCGAUGGGUUGAAAGUCGAUAAAUUAGGCAAAAGCCCACUCGAAUACGCGGCAAAAAAUGGGAAUGCCAGCGCAUUCGGCAUGCUCCUCUCAAUGUAUACUUCUGAAUCCUCCAGUCAUCUAAGGACCGAUGCUUUUCGGGCUGCGUUGGACGAGGGCAAGACGGAAAUUGUCGAUCGUGUUCUGUCUGAAGGUGAGGAUAUCCAGUACGAAUAUCUUCUGAGAGCAACCAAGACCGGGUUCGAGGACACAGUGAGACUUUUAAUAGAUUAUGGGUCAGACGUUGAUAAUCCAGACGAGGAUGGGGACUCGGCACAGCACGUUGCCGCGCGAGAAGGUCAGAACAGAAUGCUUCAGUUUCUGUUAUUGAAUGGAGCAAAACCACACAGACAUGAUCGACACGGUCAGAAGGCACUUGAUAUAGUCAUUAAGAUGGGCAAUGCCGAAGGGGUGAAAAUUUUAUUGCAAGCUAGGGCUAAGCCAGAAAUAUCCAUCAACAACGAAAAGUUUGAGCACUUUGCAGUCGCCCACGACCAGGAGGACAUUGUGCAACUUGUGUUAGCCCCGGGAGCAGAUCCGCUUGCAAAAGCCUGGAGAGCAGCCAAAACGGGCGGUGUCGAAAUUCUGCAAAAUCUUCUCAAGCUAGGGCUGCUCCCUGAUCCUAAUUCCCAUGACGGGCGGAGCCUCAUUAACAUAGCAAGAGAGUCGGCACAGAGCUUCAUCUUGGAUAUAUUACAGCCACGUGGGUCAGAAGUCUCUUCAUUAGCAGCCUACUCUAUUCUAACGGAAGAUGCAGUUGAGACUGCCGCAUCGCUUCACAACGUUGUAUCACCAGAUGAAGAAGCUGCUCCGCAGACAGAAGCGGCCUCGGAAGCAACAGUGGCAUCUGAUGAGCAGGUGGAAGAGUUGAGCUCGAAAAUUAGUCAAGAGGAAGAAUCAGCCGCAAGAUUAACGACAGAACAACUUGACGGUGCCUCACUGCCAAUGCUCACUCUUCACUCCAUUAACAAUCGUCGAUCGGCACCAGUAUCAGCCCAACCGACAGUCCAAGAUGAUUCGGAGUAUGUGCGAAGCUUGGACUUGAUCCAUGCAGCUGUUCCUUUUCUACUGCUCUCGCUGCCUAUUCCGGCUGGAAGCAUUACUCUCGGUACCAUUGUCGCAGACCCAGCUGACCCUCUUUUGGCGUAUGUGCCAAAGAAUAACACUCCCCUAUUCAAACUAGUGGGAGGCGACCGAUACGAAUUAGUACAAUCGGACAGCCAGACUACCAAACGAACCAAGUCUACCAGCAAGUUCGCCUUUGAAGUUUUACAGCAAACUCUUAGCCUUGGGGAAACUCAAAAUCGAGUGGUUGAGACCAGAUCCACUAGCGUGGUGCGGCAGCAGCUUCGCAACCACGAACAAGUUCUGUCCCGGAUUCUCCAUGAUCCUUUAAUGAGGCAGGAAAUAUUUGAGGGCGCUAAACGAAUUGGCAAAGAAGAAUUAUGCAUGGUAGUUGGAAUAUUGGUCGCUACUGAUCUCCAUGCUGGUAGGAUGAGGGAAUAUAAAACUGCUGCCGAAUCUGGCACCAAUUCGAAUGAAGCAGCCCUUUCCGAGACUCCAAAGGCGAUACAUCAAGGCGACAAGAUAUUUGCCAUCAGUUACCGUUCCAUCAAGUUUCAGCAACGUUCGGUCCAGCCUGUUCGUGGGGGCCAGUGUACCGUAUCUGAGGUCUUUGUUGAGGACUACUUCAUUCCGAAACCGCAUGAAAGACUGUCGUGA